CUUGUUGAGGCAAGCAAGCAUAAGUGAACAUGGCAAAGUUAGCGAUCUUCUUCUUGGUGGCUGUGGCUUUUCAAGCCAGUUUCGCCGUACCAACCUUCUACGAAGAUAAUACUCUUCUUAAGUACGUAAGCGAAAUCCGCAACGAAGUACAAGACAUCACUUUGUACCUCGAAAAAGACUUCCCCGAAGAUCGCUUGGCUCUUAAAACCGUCACUUGGCAAUGUCACAAACUUGUUGAAGCUAUCCAAGUAAUCAUCAACAAGCUCCACGAAGAAACCUUCACCUACCAAAGUGAAGGAGUUGGCAUCUUCAGAGAAGUCGUCUCCCUUUUGAAGGAAGUGCGUGACUCGCUCAAACAAAUCACCCUCUACAAUGAAAUCACCAACAUCCACGAAGUUAAGAAGAACUUCAUCGUCUCCAUCAACCUGGUUCUUGAGCGUUUCGAAAAAUUGGUGCAACUCACCUACAAACUCUACCCUGAAUUCCAAUACACUUUGAAAUACCUUUUCGUCGACUUCUUGACUACCAUCCGCGGAAUCCGUUCCCACUUUAUCCACAUCAACGAAGGUUUGGAAGUUGUCAAAGCUCCACGCGUGUUGAUCAAGGAAAUCCACGAAUACACCAACGAAGUUACCCAGCUUCUCCAGGAAGUUGUCCACCCAACCCAAAUUAAGGUAGCCCUCCGCGAAUACCUCAUCGCCGUCAACGAAAUCGUCCGCAAGUUGCAAGAAGAGACCGUCAUCGGACACAAAGAACUCGAUCUUGUCUUACAUCAACUCACCAACAAACUUCGUGAAAUCGUUUAUCCCGUCAUGGAAAUCAUGGCCGAAAACACCGUUGAUGUGAAAGUCUUCAGAACCCAAAUCAUCAGCAACUUGCGCGAAGUUGUUGCCAUCUUCGAGCAGUUGGUACAACUCUGCGAAGAUAAAGUCUUGCCCGUAGAAAUCAAAACUCUUCUUGUCAGAGUCAUCUACCAAUACUUCUACGCCGUCAAGCACGUUAUCCAAGAAACCAGAUUCGGUAACAAGAUCGGUUUCUACACUCCCAAGUACUACUCCACCGAAUACUAUGGCAAGCACGGAUACGGACUCUACGAAAAGGAAUUCCACAACCGCUUCUACACCCCAUACAAAUACGAAUCCAACUACGAAAUUCCCUUCGAAUACAAAAACAUCGAAAAGAACUACUACAACCCGUACAGAUACGAAACUCUUUUCCCAAUCCGUAAAUUCGAAGCAGAAUCUAUGUAUGGUAAGUCUCUGGAAUGGAACAAGUACGAAUCCAAUGUUGCCGUUCCAUCUUUCAACGAAGGCAAUACUCUCUUCAAAUACUUGAACCAAAUCCGCUCCGAAGUACAAGACAUCACUUUGUAUCUCGAAAAAGAUUUCCCAGAAGACCGCUUGGCUCUUAAAACCGUCACCUGGCAAUCGCACAAACUUGUUGAAGCUAUCGAGGUCAUCAUCAACAAACUCCACGAAGAAACCUUCACCUAUCAAACUGAGAUCUUCAGAGAGGUCGUCUCCCUUUUGAAGGAAGUACGUGACUCCCUCAAGCAAUUCACCGUCUACAACGAAAUCACCAACAUCCACGAAAUUAAGAAGAACUUCAUCGUCUCCAUCAACGUCGUUCUUGAGCGUUUCGAAAAAUUGGUAAACAUCACCUACAAACUCUACCCUGAAUUCCAAUACACUUUAAAGUACCUUUUCGUCGACUUCGUCAACACCCUUCACGGAAUCCGUUCUCACUUUAUCCACAUCAACGAAGGCUUAGAAGUUGUCCAAACCCCACGUGUUUUGAUCAAGCAAAUCCACGACUAUACCAACGAACUUACCCAACUUCUUCAAGAAUUCGUCCACCCAACCCAAAUUAAGGUCGCCCUCCGCGAAUACCUCAUCGUCGUCAACGAAAUCGUCCGCAAGUUGCAAGAAGAGACCGUCUUGGGACACAAAGAACUCGACCUUGUCUUACAUCAGCUCACCAACAAACUUCGUGAAAUUGUGUACCCCAUCAUGGAAAUCAUGACCGAAAACACCGUUGACGUGAAAGUCUUCAGAACCAAGAUCAUCACCAACUUGCGCGAAGUUGUUGCCAUCUUCGAGCAAUUGGUACAGCUCUGCGAAGACAAAGUCUUGCCCGUAGAAAUCAAAACUCUUCUUGUCAGAGUCAUCUACCAAUACUUCUACGCCGUCAAGCACGUUAUCCAAGAAACCAGAUUCGGUAACAAGAUCGGUUUCUACACUCCCAAGUACUACAGUACCGAAUAUUAUGGCAAGCACGGAUACGGACUCUACGAAAAGGAAUUCCACAACCGCUUCUACACCCCAUACAAAUACGAAUCCAACUACGAAAUUCCCUUCGAAUACAAAAAUAUCGAAAAGAACUACUACAACCCGUACAGAUAUGAAACUCUUUUCCCAAUCCGUAAAUUCGAAGCAGAAUCUAUCUAUGGUAAGGCUUUGGAAUGGAACAAGUACGAAUCCAAUGUUGCCGUUCCAUCUUUCAACGAAGGCAAUACUCUCUUCAAGUACUUGAACCAAAUCCGCUCCGAAGUACAAGACAUCACUUUGUAUCUCGAAAAAGAUUUCCCAGAAGACCGCUUGGCUCUUAAAACCGUCACCUGGCAAUCGCACAAACUUGUUGAAGCUAUCGAGAUCAUCAUCAACAAACUCCACGAAGAAACCAUCACCUAUCAAACUGAGAUCUUCAGAGAAGUCGUCUCCCUUUUGAAGGAAGUACGUGACUCCCUCAAGCAAUUCACCGUCUACAACGAAAUCACCAACAUCCACGAAAUUAAGAAGAACUUCAUCGUCUCCAUCAACGUCGUUCUUGAGCGUUUCGAAAAAUUGGUAAACAUCACCUACAAACUCUACCCUGAAUUCCAAUACACUUUGAAGUACCUUUUCGUCGACUUCGUCAACACCCUUCACGGAAUCCGCUCUCACUUUAUUCACAUCAACCAAGGCUUAGAAGUUGUCCAAACCCCACGUGUUUUGAUCAAGCAAAUCCACGACUACACCAACGAACUUACCCAACUUCUUCAAGAAUUCGUCCACCCAACCCAAAUUAAGGUCGCCCUCCGUGAAUACCUCAUCGUCGUCAACGAAAUCGUCCGCAAAUUGCAAGAAGAGACCGUCUUGGGACACAAAGAACUCGACCUUGUCUUACAUCAGCUCACCAACAAACUUCGUGAAAUUGUGUACCCCAUCAUGGAAAUCAUGACCGAAAACACCGUUGACGUGAAAGUCUUCAGAACCAAGAUCAUCACCAACUUGCGCGAAGUUGUUGCCAUCUUCGAGCAGUUGGUACAGCUCUGCGAAGACAAAGUCUUGCCCGUAGAAAUCAGAACUCUUCUUGUCAGAGUCAUCUACCACUACUUCUACGCCGUCAAGCACGUUAUCGAAGAAACCAGAUUCGGUAACAAGAUCGGUUUCUACACUCCCAACUACUACUCCACCGAAUACUAUGGCAAGCACGGAUACGGACUCUACGAAAAGGAAUUCCACAACCGCUUCUACACCCCAUACCAAUACGAAACCAAAUACUACAACAUUCCCUUCGAAUACAAGAACAUUGAAAACAACUACUACAACCCAUACAGUUACGAAACUCUUUUCCCCGUUCACCAGAACCAAAUCGAGUCUUUCUAUGGCAAAAACCUCCAGUGGAACAAAUAUGAAUCCCCCAAGGAUUUAGUCUUAACCGUCCAAAUGCUUGUCACACGCAUCUUCAACCGUUUCGAACACAAUACCUGGGAAGUUACCGAUGUCAACACCGUUCUCCUCCACAACAUCCGUGAGUUCAUCAACGUCCUCGACAACAUCUCGGAGAAAUUCGAAAACAAAAUGACCUUCGAACGUUCCCUUCACACCGAAAAGUACGUAGAAGAAUUCAUCUACAGAAUCAAGGAAAUCAAAAGAGAACUCCAACAAACCAUCAGCAACGAAGUUUUCACCAACUUGCCUGAACUCAAGAUCCGCUUCCUCCGUUACAUUGAAGUUGUUGCUGCCGAAUUUUGCAAAUUGAUCGAGAACCAAGAAGUAUACGGCCUUGACAGUUUCUUGGUCAAGGAUAUCUUCAACAAAUUCAUCUCCUUCUUGAACAAGGUCAGCUACGGACGCAGCUACGUCUCAGAGCAGUACCCAAUCAAGGAAUUCAACGGUUUCUCCUCCAAGUAUUACAAGGACAACACCAUCGUCCCAUACAAUUACAACAGCUACUCCCACGUGCUUCCCUUCUUUAAGAAUGGAUUGUUCAACUCCAACACUCAAAGAUUCGCCCCAACUUUUUACAACCGAUUGUACUAAAAUGUAGCUUGCUAUGA
Molecule: messenger RNA, 4321 nt
Organism: Photinus pyralis (common eastern firefly)
Lineage: Eukaryota; Metazoa; Arthropoda; Insecta; Coleoptera; Lampyridae
Exons: 9
Coding region: 30-4304 (1424 amino acids)
Source: RefSeq, a predicted model, not a curated record